Messenger RNA from Hydatigera taeniaeformis, 453 nucleotides. The record is from the annotation of a GenBank genome assembly. NCBI's taxonomy places the organism in Eukaryota, Metazoa, Platyhelminthes, Cestoda, Cyclophyllidea, Taeniidae.
AUGACACCUCAACUUUUCAUCAACUACAAGCUCAAAUCAGUGGCACAUCUGCCUUGGCGCAUGCUGACUUACAAGGCACUCAACACUUUCAUCGAUGAUCUCUUUGCUUUUGUUAUCAAAACGCCCACACUCUAUCGCAUCGGCUGUUUCCGUGAUGAUGCAAUAUUCUUUAUAUACCUCUAUCAACGCUGGAUCUACCGAAUCGACCCAAAACGUGUGAACGAGUUCGGAGUAAGCAAGGAAAUGUUGGAUGACAAAAAAGAAGACGGUAAAGAGGUGGAAGCGGCAAAUGGGGAAAGAGCCGAACCAAAGGGAGGCAUGGAAGAAGGAGUGGCAAAGGACGAGCAGGUGUUGAGUUUUGCCGAUGCCGAAGUUGGCGAUAACGCUUUGGAAACUACAAAUGGCGGUGUUCGUCAGCGACGUGGAAAUGCGGUGAAAUCCACGGCCUCAUAG